UACAGAAGUAGUGUUGAUGGCGGCCCAACAGAUGGCGCCACGUGUCGUCCACACUUGCCCCGUCUCCUUCACCGCCUCACUUACAUAUUACAACCUCUUGAGAAAAUUACAGCGCUCAGAAGCGCUUAGUAUUCCUCAAUUGUAUUAAUUGUAAAUGAGUUGUAGAGGUCAUUGGGAGGAGUUGUAAAGAGGUAGAAGAUGAGGGUUGAGGCGACAUGUGGCAGCGUGGCAGGAUAUACUCAGUAGAGCCUUUUGAAGAUGAAUAUAGGGAAAGGCAGCCUUUAAGAACCAAUGGUCUGGAAGCCACCAGUCCUCAUCGGAACAAGCAAGAAGAGCUAGAGAACGGCUCACAUGCACCAAUUAGCCACCGGAAGAAUAACGGCAGUAUCAUGGAUUCUGACCAGAGAGGCUCUAAUGGGCAGCAAGUGGAAAUGUUGCGUCAAGAGAAUGAGGAGGUAAAACAGAGACUCGCCAAUCUCCAGCAUGAGUUUUCUUUGCUCGAGGAGCAAGUUCAGGUGCUGGUGGCAGAGCGGCGGAUGGCGGAGGAGCAACAAAAAGCAGAAAUUGAGGCUCAGGAAGAGGCAUACAUUAGCAAGCUGCAACAGUACCAGGCAACUAUUGCUGCACUUGACCAGUGCAACACAACUCUAGCAGAGGACCCGCCACUUCCCCACACCAAGGUUGAAGAGUGCCACCCCAAGAAGGAGGCCUAUAUUAGUAAUGACUCUGUUGUGCAGAUGUUGGCUGAGCGGUGUCACACCUUGGAGCAAGCCAACAAGAAGCUUCAGAAUGAAGCUCGUGCACAGCAGCGCCAGUAUGAAGUUUGUCUCGAUCGUGUUGCCACUCAAGUCGUCCAGGCACUCCUUUCCCAGAAGAGUCAUCAGGAGCAGUGUAUCAAGUUAGCUCACCAGGUACAAGAUUUAAGACGACAGAAUGCUGCACUGUCUACCCUGGUGGGACCUGCUGGGACGCGACAGACUCUGCCUUGCUCUCAUCGUCAUCGCUGCCCACCGCCACCACCAACAAAUCCUACUAACUUCUUGAGUUUACCAACAUCACUCACAAGAAAUAGACAGGAGAAUGAGGUGUGGCCAUCAGAGGGAUGGGUUGCUUCAUGGCAUGUAGAAGAGAGCAGCAGAAGUCACCUGGGUGACCACACUUCCUCCCAGGGUCACUUUCACUCCAGCCUCCACAUGUUAUCAGACACCAGUAUUCCAACCACACUCUCACUAACAGAUCACAAUACCACCACGUCUAGUAGUGUUCGAUUAGGAGAAGAUUGCUAUACCCCUCAGGAAAGAUUAGCAUCUACAACAACGACAAUCACUACCACAAAUUCCUCCACAACUACUUGUUGGUAUGAUAUAAUCACCUCUCUUAGUGCUACCACCUCUCCUCAGGGCACAGCAGUUGUAAAUACCCAAGAUUCAGCAGUAACUCCAAGAAUAUGUGAUGGAUCCAAUAUUUGGAGUCAGCCAGACCAAGUAAUGUCUGAAGUAGGGAGAGCAAGUACUAGUAGUAGCAGCAUCUCAGAAUCUCCAGUUCAAUCCUCUUAUGAUUCACAUGCCAUUAUUUUUUCAAGAGAGACCGGAGUUAGUUAUGCUUCUAAUGGGUGCGAGAGAUCGUGUGAAACACGGAUGUGUGCGACUCCCCUUCCCGACAGCGACUCUCCUUCCAGCAAGUUUUCACCUCUGUCUGUUGAAUCUGUAAGUACCAGCUUCACUAACUCUCCUGACCAGAAAAACUGCAAAAUAUUUCAUGCCAAACUUGAUAACCUUGCCUUUGAUAAAGCAAAGAUAAAAGUUGUCCAUGAUGAAGAGUUGUUAAGUAAAUCUCCAUGUGAGAAAAAUGCAAAUAUAGUAGUGAAUAGUGUUAAUACAGAUACAAUUUGUAGUAUACUUCAAGUAAAAGAAAAAUUGAUGAAAUCCUUAACAGAAACUGAGAAUAGUGACUUCACCCUUGAUUUAUCAGUAUUAUCAUGUGAGGAUAAGAACAAAGUAGUAUUGAACAAGAAUCUUGUCAAAGUUAGUUUAAAGAAUUGUGGUAAUGAGACGAGCGUAGGUGAGGAAAUUAUGGAAGGAACAACUAAGGAUGAGGGUUACUCCACAAUGUCCAGUGAUGUGCAAGCAGAUGUCAAGGAUUGUAUUACCACUUGUUCUGUUACCACUGUUCAAGAGGAACCUCUUGCACCCACUCCAGUUGAAUGUACAGAUCAAGACUUAACAAAUACUAUGAAAGAGAGUCUUUCCAGAAAAGGGUCCAAUAAAAGCGAUACUAAUUCCUUAGAACGAAACGUGGUUAAAGAAAGAAAAAUUUCCUCGGCUGCUAAUGCCGAGUAUUGUGAUGGGCUUCGCAUUAUAUACGAUGAAGAAGACAACAAUUCAGAUGUGUUUUUUAUACCCAUUCAAGAGCCAGAAAAUGAAAGCUUAUAUAGACAUAGUUAUCACGUGACUUCUUGUGUACGGAGAGAUAGACCAGUUCGUUGUUAUUCCGAUUCUCAGUUAUAUUUAGAAAGAAGAAGUGCUCAUAAUCCCAAACCAUUGACUAGCUUAGAAAGACAUGUUUCUGAAAAAGAUCUCUCAGAUAGGUCUCCAUCAACAGAGGUGGUUUUAGAAGAAGCUAAUAAAAGUAGGAGUUUAAAGCGAUCAUCAGGGCAUGCCAGUCUCAAAAGAAGUCAGAUGUAUGCAAAAGAAGAGCACACUACUUCAGGUAGUAGUGAAGAAUUGUGGCCUUUAGAAGAUAACCAGAGAAAGUACCUCUCUCCUACCUACAGUCAUGCGGAGCUAGAGGACUGGUCACUUGACUUAUCUUCGGAGUACCUGAGUGGGGCAUGUGGGGAGGGUGAGGGAAGUGAGAGUGUGGGAACUAGUGGUGCUCAUCAUGGCUCGCUGCCGUCCAUUCAGGAGGCUACCCCAGAAUUAGAGGAAGACAAUAAUGAGUUCCUCUGGAAUGGUGCUACCUAUUUUAAAGCAGAUUUAGAUUUAAAUUGGUCAAGCAAAAAAGAGCUAACCAAAAGUUGGCAGCUAGAUCAUUCUAAAGAAAGUCAUGUUGUUUUGUCUCCCAGAUCGGGAUGUUCCGAUCAACCGGCCGUUUGGUCAAGUAGUGAGCAACUGUCGUGCUGCUCUGAAGGGAUUUCUAAGUGCAGUUCAGACUUUGAAAACUUUUGUGAACAGAUUUGUAAUCUGCCCGAGUUAAAGAGAGUAUCGUUUUGUAGUAGUGAGGCAGGUGGUCAAGAAGCAUCGAAGGCAGCCAGUCAGGAAACCUCCAGUGUGGGGGAACAUGAGGAGGAGCUUGCUGAUGAUGUGUGUGUUGAUACUGUUUUUACUAGAGAUUUCUACCGCCUUGUUAAGUUUGAAAGUAAUAAGAGUUUAGCAGCAUCGUCGAAGAGCUUAGCUACAUCAGAUGGAUUAUUAACUAUUGAAAAGUUGCAAGACUUAGAGUCAGGAGGAACACACAAAGAAGCUUUAGCCUCAGUUCUUGGCUUCAUUGCUGAACAGCACAAGUACUGUAAAGAAAGAGAAGCACAAGAUGAAAAAGUUAAAAGUCAUUCUAGAGAUUUACUAAAAAUAGCGAACACAAUUGAAAACUCUGGAUCUCCAUUAGCUUCAGUUCUACUUCGGGGAACAUUUCCUAAAAUAUCACCGAGAGAAAGUUCUACUGAUAUAUGCAGUACUGCAGAUGAAUUUUCAAUGCGAACGUUGCCAUCGCAGCAAUGGAAACCCACUAGUCGAGGUUCGCUCAAGGCCAAGGUUCCCCCUCCUGUCCCUGCAAAACCAAAAUCGUGUCUUCAACAAGACCCACAAAUAGGUGCUACCAGCAGUAACUGUAUUCCUGCCAGAUGUCCCUCUACUGCUACAACCUCUUCCCUCCCAGUUGUGCCACCGUCUACCCUUCCAGUCUUGCCGGCCAUUUCUCCACCGGUACCUUCUGUGCCUUCUCGGUCAUCUAGUUUGGCCCCUCAGGUUAUACCUGCUUGUGAAGUGGACGUACCACUCACUCAUGUUCCCAAGGUGCCCAUCAGGAGUGCCUUGCACCUUCCUGGUACAAAUUCCAUCACCGAGAAAGUAAUAUAUAGUACACCGGCAGAUGGACCUUGUCAACACACUCCAGUGCCUGACCAAAAUGUUAGCAAUGUACCUACACUGCCAGUGGUUGGUGGUCCUCCUGUGCCCCACCGUUCAACUAGCAUGUCAUUUACUUGUAAUGUGUUACCAGUUCCAGAGCACAAGGUGUGUCUAACAGAUUCUCCACCUGUACCCAAGCGCGUAACAAGUCGUGCCCUACCUAAGCCUCCGUCAGCUCAUGCAAAUCAAUUGCUAUUAAAACAGAUCUCAAAUGGCUGCAGUAAACCUCUUGGAGGCAGCUUGGAAGGUAAACGUCGUAGUUUCAUUAAAGAAACGCUGGGCUUGUCUAGUACCAAGAGACCACAAAGUGAUUACUGUGAAUUGCCCAGCUUAAGUGAAAAUCCUGCUGGGAUGUUAGAGGAGCUACAGAGGAUGGCAAAGGUAGAGGAAGAGGAAGAGAAGAGGAGAAGAUUAAGACCUGGAGGCAAUGCCGGGCUAGAAGCCACUAGUCCGGGCGACACAGUUGGGCUGGGCACUGGCUGGGUCAGGGUCCAGCCGCACGUAGAUCUUCAGGACCCACAGGCUCGAGCUAAUCUGUUGGAUGGGAUGAUGGAGUCGAGUGAGGGUUGCAGCUCGGAAACAGAGGAGGAUGAGGUAGUUGGUCAUCAUUACUCUCAGCUUAGGUCCAUGCAUCGAAGUAGACGAAAACGUAAAGCAUCACAACGUAGUGGUGGUGGUGGCCGAAUAAUUAUCGGAAGUGGAGCCCCUCGUCCCACUGUCAUUGGUCGAAAAGACUUGUUCGUAAGAUAUGGAGAGCAAGAGAAGGCAGCUCUGCAAGAAUUUGAAUUCCUUGGUGAUUUUUCCACCUCUCAUUCAGACUUGGGCUCCCAGGACCUAGGUGCUGCUUCUGGCAGAGCAAAUAAGAUGAUAAUUGACAGUGAAAGCAACUUGCCGCCACACACGAAUAUCUCGUCAUUGCUUGACACGAGUAGGAGUGCUGGUGCUGUUUUACCUAAAGUAGAAAGUAAUUUAUUUAGAAAAAACAUAAGUACCUUUGAAGAGAAAAGGAGAACUGUGAAAAGUGAUAUUAGUGGAUGCAAUCACAGUGGCUGGAGUGAUGCCAGUGAACAAGAGGGUGUGGAUACUCGGAGUAUUGGUAGUGUCAAGAAUGCUAUACUGCAGCUCAAUAAAGUGAAUCGUAUCUCAGGAAUCAAACAACCUGCCACUAUGCCUACCAUCCCAGCUAGAAGUGCUUCCAAUACAAGCAGUACCAGAGCCAAUUAUCGUAAGUCCAGUUCCCCAGUCAGUACAAACAAACCUCGGGCAUGGACCCCUUCUAAAAUUAGAGUGAGUGACAUCAGUGGAGCUUCAAAGUUUAGUGUUAGACAAGAGAACUCACCAUCCAGUAGAACGCCGUCUCCUCAGCUUAAUAUAAUUGACAAUAAAAGUAUUGCUAAUAAAUCUCCCAGUGGCUUGCACAGUUGUGUUGAGAGACCAGGCAGCAGUAACACAAAAGCAGGCUCCUCAACGCGUAUCCCACGUAUCCAAACAUCUCUUAUGUCUUCCAAAAAAUCAUCAACCGAGUCUCCUAAAUCACAGAAAGGAGAUGCUUCCCCUAAAGAUUCUUGCUAUGAAUCCAUGAAAACAUUUAACCCUCAGUGUGAAAACUCAUUACCACCUAAAGGCUUCUCAAGUCGAGUAGUCAAGCCUCCUCCUCGUACACGCCCAUCACUUCAGCAGCGACAGCAACAAAAUCUUCAACAGCAGCCUAACAAAAGUGGCAUUAAGAGUCCUAGAUUAGCCAGAUUAAAGAAAGCAGCAGACCCAUUGGAUUCAUUUACUGGCAAGUCUUUGUGUGACAGUGGGUCAAGUGAAGGCUCCGAGCGUUGUGGAGGAAGACUUUCUCUCAGUGACUCCUGUGCUGAAAACUUCUCGCCAAUUGAUAGUGGUGACGAAGUUUUUUAUAAAGAGUGCUAGCUAGAUUAAUAGCUUAUGAUGAAGACUUGAGUAUGUGAUGCCAAUGUUCUCUGCCAGAUAUGGUGCUUCAUGGGAUGUUUUAAGGAAGCUCAGAUUUUAUUAUUAUUAUGUUUGCACUGUGCAUGUUGGCUAUUUUAAAAUUGUGUUACUUUAAGUAUGGGGCUAUUUAUUUCUUUAAUUUAUUUUUAUUGUAUUCAAACGUCCAUGGAUAAGCACAUUCCGGAUUCCUUUGUGACCAUGACAAUAUUUCCAUGUACGGUAACAUGCAUUAACAUUUAAAGCAUAUAAAUGUUGUGUUUAUAUGUAACAAUUGAAGCUGUUGUCUUCCACUGUCUUCUCAUACUAAUAUGCUUAAACUUCCCUGGGCUCAAAGUGGAAGAUUUGCUGAAAGCAACGAAGAUAGAUAAAAGUGGCUUCUCUGAUUAUAUUUUAAAUAAGAUAUAAUAGUAUGUGAGAGAAAUAGGCGAGAUGAUGUUAAAAGUGUUUACACUUGUGUAUCUCAAGAGCUAGAGCAUUUGCUAGUCACUAUGGAGUAGGGCACCUGUAUAGGGUUUAGGAAGAUGCACAUCUGUGUCUUACAUGGAUGCAUUUAUGCAAUAAUUGACUUAAGUGUUAAAUGCAUUAAAAUACCUUAUUUGAUCAUUUAAUCCUCUGAUGAUAAAUGUAAACUACUGCAUGGGAUAUAGGACUGUGUUCUCUUAAGUGACCUCAACUUUUGAACUGCUCUUAGGUUGAGGAAGACACUGGUGCAAUCCUUUCCGACGUUACAUAUGCAAAGUGUAACUUCUUAUUUUUAAUACACAAAAUUUUUUUUGGACAAAAAUUGAUUGAGUAAAGAUAAAUAUAGUGUAUUGAUAUUGUAAGAAGUGUGUGUUGUAUGUGACAAGAAGACCCCCAUGUUCUGGAGUGAUAGUUAUGCUGUAUGUUUAUAAAGAAGGUUUGAAGCAUUACUCCAAAGUGACAAGGUGAAAGUUGGAGUCGAGGCCCAAGUGUGUUCUACCUCUUAUUAUUAUUAUGUUCAGCGAUGCAUCGGCUGCAGUCAAAUGCAAUAUGGUUAUGUUUAAGGGUAGUUUGCAUAAUUUGAAAGUUUUAAUUAUUUCCUCUUCAGUUUACAAAAUGAAUGCCAAACUAUCAUAGUGCAGUGUCCCUGAACACAUAAAAAUUGGCAAUAUAGUAGGCAAAUUUUCCAUAUCUAUGUAAUUUUGGA
Molecule: messenger RNA, 7248 nt
Organism: Procambarus clarkii (red swamp crayfish)
Lineage: Eukaryota; Metazoa; Arthropoda; Malacostraca; Decapoda; Cambaridae
Source: RefSeq, a predicted model, not a curated record